CGAGGCGCCCUCUUGCAACUCUAGCAUGCAUGACCGAUCUCUCUGCUGUAGCACAAUUCUGCGGCGCCCUGACAAGCCCAUGCUUUCCUCUUCAUCCAAGACAUAUGCGUAGGCUCGCUGUCCCUUUUUUUGAGUUGAUUUCCCGUGUGGCCCUCUCCUAGGCUUCCUCAACGAACCGCCUCGCGGGCGCCAGAAUUGCACGACACGAUCCCCGUCGGCGACCGAGUCGCCUUCGCGCCCGCCAUGGCGUCGCAACAGGUUCUCUUCGCGGAGACGAUUGCCGGAAUGAAGAAGGCUUUCAAAAGAAGGGCUUACGACUCUGAUUCGGACUCUGAGAUCGAGGGCUACGGCAAUCGCGGCCACAAGCUACAGAGGCGAGCGAGGUUUUCCAACAAAGGACGACUAGUCCCAGCAGAAGGACCCGAUGGUUACAAUGAGUCCAUCGAAUACGCAGGUGUCCGGCGUUCCAUCAUACAUCGAAAUCCCCCCCUCGUCGACCAAGAUGGCUACGAAGUCGACAGCGCAGACGACGACGAUCGAAUUGAAGAAGCGAUGGCUUCCGCUGCCGAGCUCGACCCGUAUUCGGAUGUGCGAAUCGAGAACAUUCUGGCGCCUCUAACCUCAGCGUCCGACCUUGCCGUUCAUCCAACACUUUCGAAACCCUUUGUCGCGCAAACCUUGACCCACCUAGUCGAGCAAAGCAGCACUCUGAUGCGCAGAGAAAACAAAUCGCUGUGGGAGGUACGCCACUUGUGGACAGCAUUGCUAGGCGAUCGCAUAUGGGCUCCUUGCGAGGUGAUGAUAGGGCCGGACGAUGUCGAAUUAUACAAUAAGGACCACGUGGUGCAGCAAUUACUCGGCUUGUCCAAGGCUCGACCCAACGGUACAGGCCAUGGUACAGACAGCGAUAAAGGCAAAGGGAAGGAGCCUGCGCCUGGAGAUGGACCUGCGGCCCACGAUCCCGCAGCAGCCCACGCAGACACGUCAAUGACUGACGCGGAUGACAACUCCGAGGUCAGACUCGCCGUGAACGACAAACCGCGAGGCGAAAUCGACGGCGAUCCUGCCCAGUCGACGAAUCAGCAUCUUUCCAACGGCAGUGCAGAAGCGCCUCGACAUGCCCACGAAGAAAGAAAUCAAGCGAACCCCGAUGCAGAGCCCAGUGAGGAGCAAGAUGCGCCGGAUAUGUCGUCCUACAUACAUCCCAUCUUCGCCUGCCCGGAAGGGGUACAAUCAGACCGCGAUCUGGGCGUGCCUCAAGAUGAAGCGGACAACCUUCGACGGCUCCUAGCGAUGUUUGUGCAGAAACAGGAGGAGGUGUGUCGCGGUUCACAAAGACUACAUGAUGGCCUCACCCGAGCGCAUCGCCUCCGCAAAGACGUCCUCCACUGGUCCAAGGCAGAGGCUCACUGCGGGUCGAACAGGGACAUGUCAGAUGGCGAGGACUGGUACGACAAGGAGGAAUGGGGCUUGACGGAGGAUCUGAAGAAGGGACAGGAUGACGAGGAAGAGGACACAACAACAACAGCGAAGAAGACAAGGGCGCGCAGGCAAUAGGACGAAUUGCCGAAGCGCCCUUGGUUGAGGAUACCCCUGACGACUAUAAUGACCAAGGCGCGGGGCCGUGUAUACAGGUGACAAGGGUCGAUUCGAACAUAUUGCGGUUAUUACAUGUUGCCAGCGCUCGGAGUUAUGGCGUUCACUUGGGAGGAAGAUUUGGUUCAGGCGCAGUCCCCUCGAAGAACAUUCGAUGACAGGGCAGAUAGGAUAGCGCAUGAAAACUACUCUUGUAUUACAUGUAGACGAAUAAUGGAUGCCCCAUGAAUCGCCUCACGGGCUGCCUGGGACC
Emericellopsis atlantica is the source of this 1849-nucleotide messenger RNA. Its product is annotated as RXT2-like protein. Gene Ontology annotation, cellular component: Rpd3L complex; cytosol. NCBI's taxonomy places the organism in Eukaryota, Fungi, Ascomycota, Sordariomycetes, Hypocreales, Bionectriaceae. Bases 244 to 1557 code for a protein of 437 amino acids. Gene Ontology annotation, biological process: negative regulation of silent mating-type cassette heterochromatin formation; negative regulation of rDNA heterochromatin formation. The transcript is spliced from 4 exons. The record is from RefSeq and is a predicted model, not a curated record.